UGUUCUCCUUCUUGACAAAUGGCGGCAAGCCCCCUGUGCAUAAGAAUGACGGCCUGUUCGAAUGAACUCAUGUCCUUUGAAGACGACCAUUUGAAACGAUUCAACAGCCAAGACGCAUGCAAGGGAUGAUUAUGGAGGCCAUAUUGGCUGUUGUGGAGAUCUAGAUAAGGCCUUCACCUCUCACGGCGGUCUAGCUCAGAGGUGAUUGUGAAUUUAGCGGUAGCAUUCAACAGCGUCACACGUCAACUGCCGUUCAUUCACCAGCUUGAUGUUGGUAUAUUUGUUCCGCUGGCUUCACAACUAACACGAUGGAUACAUAGUUGAUGCAAAGCGUAAUGUACCCUGGUUAAGUGGUAAAAUGAGUGCACUUUUGCCACAUGUACAAUAUUUUGAAAAUGCUCUCCAAAUUGAGCAGUUUCUAAGUCAUACUGAACAGGUGUUUAAAGAGUCAAUAUCCGAUUUAAGUGAUGAUGAUCCAGAGACUGAUGAUGAGGAUAAUGAUGAUAUCAAAUUUGAAAAAGAAUCCAAGACUGAAAAUGGAUUUAAAUCUGCAAAAUACAGAGACAGCUUUGGAAGUGAAGAGUGGAGAGCUGAGAAAAGUAAGAUGUACAAUUUUGGAAUUGUUUCAGAUGACAGAAAAUGGAUCAAGGAAAUUCUUCUAAGUGACAAUUCAGAUGAUUCGGAUGCAGAUGUAGUUACAGAGGAUGAUGUGAAAGAGAUGCUUAAAGACCAUGUCAGGAGAAAGAGGAUUCACCAGAAAUUCGUUCGUUUGUCAGAAGAGAUACAAGAUGAAUAUCAUUACUAUGGCUCAAGUUUAGUAUUAGACCGAGAUAGGUUUGGUGAAAUUCAAAGGAGAAAGAAAAAAGAUUUGAAAAGCAACAGGAAAAAGAUUGCUCCAGAUAUGUCAAUGUUAAAGAGAAAGCGGCUUGUUGAGGUUGACGAAAGAAGAAGGAGAUUAAUGGAAGAGAAAAUUGAAAAGAAAAAAAUGCAAUUGCUAAAAGAAAGUGACAACAAAAGAAAGAAGCUUUGGGUGUUGAUAGCAAGAAAGGAAAUCCCAAAGGCAUACAAGCAACGAAACACAAGCCGCAUCAACUCACAGGCAUCCAUUCGUAAAAUUGCUCAAAACUGUCAGAAAGAAAUAAAAAAAAGUGCUUUGAAAUCACAGAAAACCUCACGCGACUUUUCUUCCCGUGCCAAACGAAUGGUGAGAGAGAUGCUUGUGUACUGGAAAAGGUUUGAUAAAGUUGAAAAAGAACAUCGGAAAAAAGCAGAAAAGGAAGCCCUGGAACAAAGGCGACAAGAUGAAGAAAUGAGAGAGAUGAGGCGGCAACAAAGGAAGCUAAACUUUCUCAUCACCCAAACGGAGCUCUACGCUCAUUUUAUGAGUAGGAAAAUGCGCGGGAAAGCUGGGAUGCAGGAUUCAAGCCAAGAUGACAUUUUGAAAAAGUUAGACGAAAUUCCACUGCAAAUGAAUGCGAAAAGUGUGCAUGGGGGUGUGUUGGUCAGCACGGACGACAUAGAUGAUUACGAUCCGGAUGCGAUGAAAGCGCAGGCAUUGAUAAAUGCACAAAAUGCUGUUAGGCUUCAAGAAGAACAGACAAGUACAUUUGGAAUCGGAACAAAGAAAACGGAACUUUCCCAAGAGAACUUUGAUCAAGAUUUUAGUCUUGCUAACCCUACCAUGGGUGCAAAGGAAGUUCCACAGCCCAAACUUUUUUCUGGAAAGCUCAAGACCUACCAACUGAAAGGAAUGAAUUGGUUGGCAAAUUUGUACGAGCAGGGAAUAAAUGGAAUUCUUGCCGACGAAAUGGGUCUUGGUAAAACAGUUCAAAGCAUAGCCUUUCUUUCAUACCUUGCAGAGGCUGAUGAUAUCUGGGGCCCCUUUCUCGUUGUUGCACCGGCGUCGACACUUCAUAACUGGCAGCAAGAAGUUUCUCGAUUCGUUCCAGAAUUCAAGGUUUUACCAUACUGGGGAAAUCCAAGUGACAGGAAAAGUCUGAGAAAAUUUUGGAACCAGAACCAGACUUUCAUUAAUACAAAGGAAAAUGCACCUUUUCACGUGUUGAUAACAAGUUAUCAGCUGGUGGUUCAAGAUGUAAGGUACUUCCAGCGUAUAAGGUGGCAGUAUUUAGUUCUAGAUGAAGCCCAAGCGAUCAAAAGCAGUUCAAGCGUUCGAUGGAAAAUUCUUCUUGGAUUUAACUGUAGAAAUAGGCUGCUGCUAACGGGAACUCCUAUUCAAAAUACAAUGGCUGAGCUUUGGGCUCUUCUGCAUUUCAUUAUGCCUACACUGUUUGAUGACCACGAGGAAUUCAACGAAUGGUUCUCCAAAGACAUAGAAAGUCAUGCUGAAAAUAGAUCUCACAUUGAUAAAAAUCAGUUGUCAAGGCUGCACAUGAUUCUGAAACCAUUUAUGUUGCGAAGAAUAAAAAAAGAUGUGGAAAAUGAAUUGUCAGAUAAGAUUGAAAUUAAAAUAGAAUGUGAAAUGUCUCCGCGGCAAAGAUUACUGUAUCAAGCGGUAAAGAACAAGAUUUCCAUCGAAGAUCUUGUGUCACAAUCAUCAUCUUCGUCAUCAACCAAUCAAUUUGCAAACACAUUGAUGAACCUGGUCAUGCAGUUCAGGAAGGUUUGUAAUCACCCAGAAAUUUUUGAAAGAAGAGACAUCAGGUCACCUCUUUGCUUCAAGUUUUCCCAGUUCCAACUGCCUCGGUUACUGCAUCAUAGCGGAUUCAUUGAUCGCUUGGAUGUUCCCAAGAGCAGGUCAUAUGUUUUUGAUGGCAGUAUUUGGAGUCCCGGAUAUAUCUCAAGCACUUUUCAGACUAAUGACAAUGGAAUCUGUUCUAGCUGUUUUUCUGUCACGAGGUUCAUUAAUCUCAGUCCAGCGGAAGUUAACAAAAUAUUCAGAAGUUUUGCUUUUCGGCUAAGCACAGUCUUCUCAUCGAUGGAGGAUGCCAUGAAAAUUCGUCACUGGCGGCUUUGGUCUUUACAGCAUACUGCCAAGAGCUGUUCAAGAGAUUUGCUUGUGUGUUCUGAACUGCCAACUAAUUCCUUGUCAAGAAGCUUUCCUGAUGUCAUGAACAAACUGGUUUUUACUUCGAACAUUUCAACGUUUGCUGCUCAUUUAACACAGCGAAUUUCACGCAUCCCAGAGCUUGUCGAGAGAAGAAAAGCACAGUUGCUUGAGCUUAAGACAGCGAAAAGAUCAUCCACAAAAUCUACGCCAACUUCACCAAGAAAGUCACCUAAAAAAUGUUUGCACAAGUCAAAUGAACAUUUUAUGCACGAGGACUCUCUUUCACUGCAAAGAUUGUCUAAGGAUUCCGUUGUGACAGAGGAAAGAUUUACUGUACCAACUUGUUACCCAUCGUUUCUUUUUGCCUUUGAGGAAACGGUAAUAUCGCCGACUCAGCAAUACUAUAUCGCCGAUCGAGAUGCAGCAUACAAGUCGUACGACAUGCAGUUUGGAGGAGCAGACCUUCGUUGUGUCAUUUCUUAUGGUUCAUUGGCAGAUAAUGUAAGGCACCAAAGAAACGCAGUGUUUUUUCCACCUGAAUUGGCAGGCCUUGAAGCAGCUAAACCAUUGGAUGGGUGGUCGCAUGUUAGGUGUCCAGAUCGCAAUGCUUUGAUAAGUGACAGUGGAAAAUUGAAGGUUUUAGAUGGCCUUUUGAAAAAGCUCAAGGAUGAAGGACAUAGGGUUCUUAUAUAUUCCCAGAUGACAAAAAUGAUCGAUAUUUUAGAGAUCUUCAUGAAUUUCAAAAAGUAUAAAUACAUGAGACUGGACGGCUCUUCGAAGAUUUCAGAUCGUCGAGAUAUGGUUGCGGAAUUUCAAACAAAGUCGGAUAUUUUCGUAUUUUUGCUCAGCACUAGAGCUGGAGGACUUGGCAUCAAUUUGACUGCUGCAGAUACUGUCAUUUUUUAUGACAGUGAUUGGAAUCCCACGGUGGACCAGCAAGCAAUGGACAGGGCUCACCGACUGGGACAAACUAAACAAGUGACGGUAUACCGGCUCGUGACAAGAGGCUCGAUCGAAGAAAGAAUUUUGCAAAGAGCCAAAGAGAAGAGUGAGAUACAAAAGAUUGUAAUUUCUGGUGGCCACUUUCGUCCUGAUGCCCUGAAGCCAAAAGAAGUUGUUUCGCUGCUGUUAGAUGACGCAGAAAUGCAAGAUAAAUUUUUGCAACGUGAGGCAGAAAGGAAAGCAAGCGAGGAACAGACUAGAAAAGGCGGGAGGAAACGAAAACUGCCAAAUGGAACAAAUCAGAACUCGCCAAACAUGACAAGCAAGAAGCAAAAAGGAAACCAGUUUUCAACACGUGCGUCGCCAAUUGGAAAUGAUGUAAUCUCUUUUGCAGCAGAGUCGAUCGAUGGUGAUAAUUCACUUGUUAUUGAUGACUCUGCCAGUAUUUGCAGCACAGAUGCAGCUUCAUUUUUUCUGAAUGAAGACAUGACUGGAUCUCUAAGUGGAAUAGGUGGCACGAGACCACCAUCAGCCAUUGGACACGGGACAGAGUCGCCAACCUCAUUUUCAAGUGAAAAACCGGUUGGGAGAGGAAAAAGAGGCCGUGGAUCAGCAAGGGGCGCUUCGCCAAAGCCCCGUGGCCCUAAGCCAGGCUCGACGCGUGGACGUGGCUCUAAGUCAAAAGGGAGCUCCCUGGCUGCCGCCGCCGCUGCUGCUGCCGCCGCCGCUGGUGCAGCUGCCGCUUAUGCAGCACAUGGUUACAGCUUCCAAGCCACUGGACAAUCGUUUGGUGCCAACUCAACAUCUAGUAAAUAAUUCGCUUUUCCAACUAUGUAAUGACUGCCUUCCCUUUAAGGCGGACUGUAAUUUGUAUUUACUGAAACAUGCCGAAGCAAAACUUUUUUACAGCAAGUCUGUUGAGAGGGAUAUGAUGUCUGAAGACGCAAUAACCCUGUGCCUCAGUUAUAUAACCUUGUUUUCUGCAAUGUAUUACCAUCUUCGCAUAAAAAUGCCUUCGAUACAAGUUUGGCGUUGCACCAAGAAACCGUUGUUGUGAUUGACAGCUAUCGGUCACUAAAUCUGCUCAUAAAAGUAGACAAUAUGAUGCUUUUUAGUGUAGAACUGAAUUUUACUUUCAUGUUUAAAUAAAUUUAAUUUCAUUAAGAGGAUCGACGUGCAAUGCGCCAAUAUGCAGUGCGCUUGUGUGUUAUGCUCCAAUCGCGAUGCAUGGUUUUGGCUGAGGAAGAAUGGCAGGGCUUAUUCCUCAUUCCUUUCCCUAACUUGCUGUUUCGCCCUUAUUAUUUCUACUUUUAAACCGCGUCAGCUUUUGAAGAUAUUGCUGAUUAUGUUAAUGGAAAUCGGCUUAUAAAUUCAUCGAGGAUUGCUUUGUAAUCAAUUGAGAAAUGAUACGUUUUGUAUAUUUAUAUUUUUAGAGAAUAAUUCAUAACUGCAUUUUUCUGAGAAGCAACAACGAUAAAAGUUUUUUA
Molecule: messenger RNA, 5439 nt
Organism: Rhopilema esculentum
Lineage: Eukaryota; Metazoa; Cnidaria; Scyphozoa; Rhizostomeae; Rhizostomatidae
Product: chromatin-remodeling ATPase INO80
Biological process (GO): chromatin remodeling; DNA repair
Cellular component (GO): Ino80 complex
Molecular function (GO): ATP hydrolysis activity; ATP binding; DNA binding
Source: RefSeq, a predicted model, not a curated record